CGGAUAGAGUUAGGCCUUGUUAGGAGUUAGGAAGAGGAAGUUAGGCCUUGUUAGGAGUUAGGAAGAGGAAGUUAGGCCUUAUUAGGAGUGGUUUGUGUAUAGUCAGAGUCGGAUGAAGUGAAAUCCCCCUACCCGGCCUCAAAAUUGUGAAAUGCAAAUCGUAGACAGCGUCCAUUGUACCUGGACAUCUCAUUCUCAAAUGCUUCGCCUUUUUCCUUUUUUUAAGAUUCCAACUCCCCUCCAUUACAGAUUUGCUGCUGCUGCUUCUGCUUCUGCUUCUGCUUCUGCUUCUGCUUCUGCAAUUCAUUCAUCUACAAUGUCGACUGAUAUCGCUCAACCCCCACUUCAGGUUGCAAAGCGCUUAGAGAAGUUUAAAACCACCAUUUUCACUCAGAUGAGCCAGCUAGCUAUUAAACAUGGAGCAAUUAACCUUGGCCAAGGAUUUCCCAAUUUUGAUGGACCUGAGUUUGUCAAAGCAGCUGCUAUUCAAGCCAUUAAUGAUGGUAAAAACCAGUAUGCUCGUGGCUAUGGAGUUCCUGACCUCAACUUUGCUGUGGCUGAGAGGUUUAAGAAAGACUCGGGACUUGCAGUUGAUCCUGAAAAGGAAGUCACUGUCACCUCAGGUUGCACAGAAGCCAUUGCUGCAACCAUGUUGGGUUUGAUAAAUCCUGGCGACGAGGUCAUCCUCUUUGCCCCAUUCUAUGAUUCCUAUGAGGCUACUCUCUCUAUGGCUGGUGCCAAAGUAAAAGGCAUCACCUUGCGACCACCAGAGUUUGCACUGCCUCUUGAUGAGCUCAAGUCUGCAAUUUCAAAGAACACCCAAGCAAUCCUCUUGAACACUCCUCAUAACCCAACCGGAAAGAUGUUCACUCGGGAGGAACUUGAUGUCAUUGCAUCUCUGUGCAUUGAAAAUGACGUCUUGGUAUUUUCUGAUGAGGUUUAUGACAAAUUAUCGUUUGAAAUGGAUCACAUCUCCAUAGCAUCUCUUCCUGGCAUGUAUGAGCGCACUGUGACAAUGAAUUCUCUUGGAAAGACGUUCUCUCUAACAGGGUGGAAGAUUGGAUGGGCCAUAGCACCUCCACAUUUGACAUGGGGAGUGAGGCAAGCACACUCAUACCUCACAUUUGCUACUUCGACCCCAAUGCAGUAUGCAGCAGCUACUGCUUUGAGAGCACCGGAAUCUUAUUUUGAGGAGUUGAAGAAGGAUUAUAAGGUCAAAAAGGGGAUUUUGGUGGAAGGACUACAGGAAGCUGGUUUUAAGGUAUUUCCAUCAAGUGGGACCUACUUUGUGAUAGUAGAUCACACCCCUUUUGGUCAGAAAGAUGAUGUUGCGUUCUGUGAGUAUCUGAUCAAGGAAGUCGGGGUGGUGGCGAUCCCAACAAGUGUAUUCUAUCUGAACCCUGAGGAGGGCAAGAACCUUGUCAGAUUUACCUUCUGCAAAGAUGAAGACACCUUAAGGGCUGCUGUUCAGCGAAUGAAGGAAAAGCUUAAAAGGUGAGGACUCUUGAGCACACUUUGGAAAGUGGUGGUUUAAUAAUGUGCCCAACUUGUAUUUGGUUUAAUUGUGUCAUUACUUUUGAAUAGUAUAAAACGCCUCCAUUAAUUAUUCGUAGAAACAGACCUUCUGCUGGAAAAGAAGGCCCGUGAGUAACCUGAUUCUAGAUUUUAUACCCUCUUAAGUUACUAAUAAAGCAUACUCUCGAUGUACAGAAUUAAUACAUGCAAACUGUUAAUUUCCAGCUUGAGGAGAGUUUUAGAUUUCUGAAAAAUAAUUCAAUAGCAAGUAUUCUAGUGGAUGAACCGAUCAAUUUAUGAUCCUAUAUCCUCUAUUUACUAUUUGUGCCUUGUUGGUCUGUGGAACAUUUGGAAUGUCUAGAGAAUAUAAAGCAUGUGGGUGAAUGCCUGAAUGGCCAUGAUUCUAUCUGUAUGUUGCAUAUAAUCACUUGUUAACUUGUGUAAAAACCUUGGCUUCUUGCAACUUCCUGUUUAUAGUACUCCACGCUGAAAGUGUGAAGAUCUGGGUAGGUAACCCACUGCUUAGAAGA
Molecule: messenger RNA, 2045 nt
Organism: Chenopodium quinoa (quinoa)
Lineage: Eukaryota; Viridiplantae; Streptophyta; Magnoliopsida; Caryophyllales; Amaranthaceae
Product: probable N-succinyldiaminopimelate aminotransferase DapC
Exons: 3
Coding region: 152-1498 (448 amino acids)
Biological process (GO): biosynthetic process
Cellular component (GO): cytoplasm
Molecular function (GO): L-kynurenine:2-oxoglutarate transaminase activity; pyridoxal phosphate binding
Source: RefSeq, a predicted model, not a curated record